Cololabis saira (Pacific saury) is the source of this 2922-nucleotide messenger RNA. RefSeq names its product reticulon 4 receptor-like 2b (gene rtn4rl2b). Lineage: Eukaryota; Metazoa; Chordata; Actinopteri; Beloniformes; Belonidae. Gene Ontology annotation, cellular component: plasma membrane. Bases 73 to 1455 code for a protein of 460 amino acids. The record is from RefSeq and is a predicted model, not a curated record. The transcript has 4 exons. Gene Ontology annotation, molecular function: protein binding.
CUCGAGCACCAGGGCUGAACUUCAGCAGAGAUAGCAGCAAGCAGGCUAACUCGCUUUCGGCUUUGGGCAGAGAUGGAGACCCGUCGGACAUCGAGGAGCGCAGGCGCCCGCAACUUUAAAGGUGGUCUGUCCCUGUGGCUGAUUCUGUGGCUGGUGGUGGUGAAGCCGGGCGGGCUCACUGCAUGCCCCAGGCUGUGUGUGUGUUACCCUACGCCCAUGACGGUCAGCUGCCAGUCCCAGAACCUCACCAUAGUGCCGGCCGGCGUGCCCUACGACUCACAACGCGUUUUCCUGCAGAACAACCGCAUCACAGAACUUCGCGCAGACUCUUUUGGUUUUGAAACACAGGUGCUGUGGCUGUACGGAAACAACAUCACGUGGAUUGAAGCCGGAGCCUUCAGUAACCUCAGGAUACUGGAAGAGCUGGACCUGGGCGACAACCCCUUGCUGCGGCACCUGGAAGGUGGAGCAUUCAGGGGCCUGGAGAAGCUGCAGAGCUUGCACAUGCAUCGUUGCAAGCUGGCCACUCUCCCCCAUGAUAUCUUCCACAAGCUGUACAGUCUUCAGUUUCUCUACCUGCAGGAAAAUCAACUCCACUUUCUGCAAGAUGAUCUUUUCUCAGAUCUGGUCAACCUAACCCACCUUUUCCUGCAUGGAAAUCGCAUCCGAGCCCUCUCUGAAAAUGUGUUCAGAGGCCUGGUCAACCUGGACCGCCUCCUCCUCCACGACAACCGCAUCAGGCAGGUGAAUCGCCGGGCUUUCCGUGACCUGGGCCGCGUGACCAUCCUUUAUCUGUUCAACAACUCUCUGGCUGAUCUGCCUGGCCAGACCAUGAAAGAUGUGCAGGGGAUCCAGUUCCUCCGCCUCAAUGGUAACCCCUGGUCCUGCGGCUGUGAGGCCCGCGCCCUCUGGGAGUGGUUCCGCAAAGCCCGCAUCUCCUCUUCUGAGCUCGUGUGCAUCUCCCCCUCCCAGCGCCGCGGUCAGGACCUCAGGUUCCUGCGGGAGAUGGACUUCGCUCAAUGCCCUGUGCCUGACCCAGGCUCCCUGGCUGGAAGCACCACAACCACCUUCAGUACCAAGACCCGCUGGUGGUUCUCCAAGAACAAGCCAGCAUCUUCAUCCAAGACCUCGUAUCAGAAGAGCAGUGACCCUGUGAAGGCCCUUCCCUUCUCACCUGUCAAGCCUCAGUAUGUCCCAAAAAUCACUUCUGAAAAAAUCCACUCCAAGUAUGAACUGUCAGCAGAUGAGGCGGCGCUCCCCAAGCUGGAUCCAGAAGAAUACUGGGCCAACUAUGGAAAUGAAGACUCCUCCAUCCGUUGCUACGAGCUUGAGUGUGCUCCAAGCUAUGACAGCGGCGCUUUCCCCUCAUCAUCGUCCUUAACCAUCACCCCAUCCCUUCUCCAUCUGAUCUUCUUUUCCAUAAUCACAUUCUCCCUUAAUUUUAUUUUGAGCUGAACUCUUAGUUUCCUUCCUACCCCUCUGUAACCUACAUUUUCUCCUGCUGUCCUUUCCUUUUCUAACUAUAUGCUGCCUCUUGAUUCUUUUCAGUCACCUCCUGGACAUUCAGGAGGUGUUACGCUGAUGCAGGAGACAGGCGGGGCAGCAGGCAGCCGCUUCAAAGAGCAGUGUCAGAUGAGCUUAAGCAGAGCAAGACAAGAUACUAAUGUUGAGAUAGCAGCUGAAGCUGUGAAAUACAGGACUAGAAAAGGCUUCAUGGACGUCAAUUCUGACAGUGACGGGCACAAUGUAAACUGUUGAGGUUCCCAGAUGUUACCUUCGAUGUCAUAGCUGUCAGCAACGCAGGCGUUGUGACUGAUCUACACAGCUUUUUUCUGUAUGAACUAGUGCUCACUAUCCAGUCGCCUCUUACAUUAUUCAACAUGAAUAAAAACUGGCAAUUCAGGGUAGGCACUACCAGAGGUAAGAGAAAGAUUAGGGCUAAUGCAGAUGAAGAAAUUCAAAAUCUCAUGUGAUUCCAGAGAUACCAGCAAACUGCAGACAACUUUUGUAAAUAUUGUAACAAGUAACAUAUCUGUACAUACACUUACUUCAUUCUGUACAUACACUAAGUUCGAUUUGUACUUUUAGUAAACAUUGGCUCGCGGUGAUAUAAGAGAUGCUCAGUGGAAGUCAAAUGUUGAAAUUUCUUUUUGCCUCUUUUGUUUUCCCCCACUCUCUCAGAGCAGGAAAUACAUGCUCAACACCAAAAAAGGGAGGGUUUGUUGUCCCUUUUAUGUGUGAGUUUCAUUUUUUUUCCCCCUAUCUGUGUGAAGUUGAUCAUCUCCCUGUAAACCCGCACAUACUGUAUGUGUCCCUGUUUAACAUAAGAAGUUUAACAGCCUGUUAUAAUGUCCAAGCUGAAGAACUGGGUGUAAAAUAACACAGCAGUUAAACCUACACAGCGUUCUCUCCUGCUUGGCGCCACUGAUCACAGUCCUGUUGGUUCUGAGUCUUCUGUAAACUUUCAUGUAUAUGGAGAUGUGUGUAAUGUAAUCUGAGAGUUUUUUUUCCUAACAAGGACUCAAUGUCAAAGAAGUCAUUCUUCAAAAAAAAAAACAUCUUUUGAAAAAAAGGUGCGUGGCUAUUUCCACUGGUUUUACUUUUUAGAUCACAUAAAUCCAAUUACCAUUUUUCUGAUCAUAACAAUAAAUAUUUGCACAGUUAAUUCUAACUUCCAUGUGGUAGUUGCACCUUUCUUCUCCCAGCAUUUUUUUUUCAUUAUGUCAUGGAAAAUGGUAAAAUAUUAUUCACCAGUCUGUAAAUCACAGUCAGAUUUGUGAUUUGCAUUAAUCACAGAGGCAAUGUGUUGAAUCUGAGCCCAACCUGAAUCAAAACUGUGAGGUUCUGAAUAAAAUGUGAACAAUACUGUGAUGUUGUUAGUUUCCUUUCUUUUUUUUCCAAUUGAAAAAAUGUUAAGAGAUU